AUGUCGCCGAUGGAUGUGUUCGGUGUAGUCUACAUCAUCGAGAACGCACAGCAAUUCUGGUCAGAGCUGGAGGACAUCCUACAUAUACCAGAUCGUCUCACAUUAGAUCGUCUGGAUGCAACUUUACGCCGUUUCGUUUCUUUCUGUGCCGCUUACCAUGAACAGUACCUACAGAGUCCGCUGCAAAUGGAGCAUGCUUAUGACCUUCUCCUAGCAUCGGAGCUACUCGCCUUCCAUUCUGAGCGUAUGUCGGAUAUACUCCUGGAUGAUGCACGAAACGCCACCGACCCGCAUCUCCAGCUCAUUCUUUACAGUGUGCUCCUCGCAUAUGGCCGGCAAAACAUGAGCUUCUUGCGGUCGCAGAAGCGGUGGCAGCCAUUGCUACCACUUCUCAUGGACAAUGUAGUCUUGGACGUCGACCCUGGAGUGGAAGACACGUAUUCUGGAUUGGUGACCGGUAGCAGCUCUGGAGGACAGGCGGCGACUGCUGUACCGAUUGAGGCGAAGCUUCGAUCUCUUUCGGUCCGUCUGUUGUACGAGGUGUGCAGAGUGCAGAAGCUCUCGCUACCAGAGCUCGAAAUAUUCAGCGAUACCUUCAUUGACUACCUCUUCGAGCUUGUGGAGCAGACACGCCAUAUGCAAGACGAGACGUUCAACUACUCGGUCAUCAAGUUGAUUGUGGCUCUGAACGAGCAAUUCAUGGUCGCUUCCCUACCAUCACAUCCGCCACACGUGCAUGGGAAACCUGCGCUCGAACACAAGAAGUCAGAGAAGGCGGAUGGUGAGAACCGUGUCCUGCGCGUUCUCAUGGCACGCCAGGGUUCAAGCAUGACAUUUGGUGAGAACAUGAUAUUCAUGCUGAACCGCGCCGACCGGACGCCUGAAGACCUUUGCAUGCAACUCCUCGUUCUGAAGUUGCUGUAUUUGCUGUUCACGACUGAGGGCAUGUCAGAGUACUUCUACACAAACGACCUCCGCGUAUUGGUCGAUGUGUUCCUGAGGGAGAUCGGAAACAUCGACGAAGAUAAUGAGUCGCUGCGACAUACCUAUCUGCGCGUGCUACAUCCCCUGCUCACCAAAACGCAACUGCGUACCAUGCCUUACAAGCGUGCGCAGGUCAUCCGCACACUGGAAUCGCUCGUCGAAAACGAGACUAUUCAUGACAUCGACCCGACAACAAAGCGCCUCGUCGCGCGGUGCCUCUCGGGCGACUGGUGCGUGCAGUUCCGCAAGACGCUCAGCGUGGGCGCACCACCCCGCGUUGACAGCCCAUCCUCCGUCAUGUCCGAGCCGCACGGCAUGGCUGCAUACGCCGAGCGCGCGCGCUCAGGCUCCAUCCGCGGAAAGAACUACAAAGCGAGCCGCAGUGCGGAGAACCUCCUCAACCUGGGCCACGCGCGAGGCCCAUCGCAGGGGCGACAUGGCCCGCUCGACGGCCUGCGCCAGCCGAGCGCGGACAGCACAAGCAGCCUGCCAAAGGCUGCGACGACGUCUGCGCCGACGUCUGCAGUGUCUCGACGCCGCGACCGCGCGGGGUCAUCACCCACGGAGCCGGACUCGCCUGUGUCAUUGCUCUCGUCGUCUUCGUCGUCGACGUUGAGCGCGAAACCCAGGAGGACUCCGCCGCCACCUCCGAAACGGCGGAAACCGCCUGCUGUGCCUGUAGCACGGUCGGGGCUCAGUGCACUCACGGCUUCGCAGCCGUCGCUCACCGAACUCUUGCCCAAGGGACGUUGA
This is a messenger RNA of Postia placenta MAD-698-R-SB12, 1737 nucleotides long. RefSeq lists its product as hypothetical. NCBI's taxonomy places the organism in Eukaryota, Fungi, Basidiomycota, Agaricomycetes, Polyporales, Adustoporiaceae. The transcript is spliced from 9 exons. Gene Ontology annotation, biological process: endocytosis; actin cortical patch assembly; actin cortical patch localization. The coding region runs from base 1 to 1737 and encodes 578 amino acids. Gene Ontology annotation, molecular function: Arp2/3 complex binding. Gene Ontology annotation, cellular component: actin cortical patch. The record is from RefSeq and is a predicted model, not a curated record.